AUGGGUGAAAUCAACUGCUCUGCUUCUAAGGAGAGACUGCUUUCAUCUUCGUUGUCUGGGUAUGAGGAUGACAACGUGGAACAAGUCCAGAAGCCAUGUCGACACCAGUACUUCUGGGCUCUUCUGCUUGGGUUUGGCUUGUCGCUCAUGCUAAAUCUCGGACUACUCAGUCUUUUGUUCUACAGAGCUGAGCUACCGAAUUCGAAUCCAUCGAGCUCAGCCAAAACUGCCAUAGCUCUCUACUCUCCAGCCAAUGAUGCUGUCGAGUAUCAUUUGACCAAAUUUGCGAGCGCAGUCGAGGGAGGCGAGACAGACUUCCAGGGAAGGCCUUCAGUGAAAACUGAUCAAGCUUGGCAGGGUUUGUAUGAAAAUAUGUUCACGCAUAUCACGGAAGGAGAGGCGCGAAUGCUACCGAACAAGACCGCACCCGAGCUCGAGUCUGAAGGAAGCGGAUACCUAGUCGUCCUGAAUGUCUUCCACGAUCUACAUUGCAUGGAUAACAUUCGAAAGGGGCUCUAUUACUUCCUCGAACCGCAAUGGAACAGCACACAUAACCCUUACCUCUUAUACGAAUCGCCUGAAGCCGCGCUUGAAGAUCGUGGUGGCGAUCACUUGGGUUUCAUGCAUCUAGACCAUUGCAUUGACUCACUCAGGCAGUCAAUCCAGUGCACCGGAGAUGUUAUCCCGAACGUUUUCCAGUACAGCCCAAAAUAUGGCGAUGUUCGGGCUCGCUCUACUGUUGUGCAUGAGUGUCGCAAUUUCGACAAGAUUCAGGAGUGGGCUGCUCAGCACCACGUUCCAGGCCCUUUCAAAGACUUUGGUAAACGCCCCGAGCUCGGAAAGUGUGGCAUCGACGACCCGUGGACUUGUUUCCGUGCUGCGAUGAACGCGUCGGUGGAUUUUGAUGCCUUCGGGCCGCAAUUGACAGGACAAUUCGACUUCACGCUUUAUUUUGAACAAGCAAUUCUGUCCAUCAUCCCGUCCGCGCUCUUCUUGGCGAUCCUUCCCUGCCGGGUCACAUGGCUGUUGCGGAGACAUUCGAUCCCGCGCAGCGGAUGGCUUCUCUUGGCAAAGCUUGCUGCGAGCACAGUUCAUCUAUCCCUCCAAGUGACUCUCUUGGCACUAUGGGUACUUCCGACCACAAUCAGAACUCCAGCCUCGUUAGCAGCAGCUAUUUUAGCCCUGGUCAACUCGAUAUUUCUCAUCGGCUUGAUCUAUGUGGAGCAUGGCCGCUCAACUAGGCCGUCUAAGCUCCUCAGCAUCUAUUUGUUCAUCUCAGCUUUGGUGGACAUGGCUCAAGCGAGAUCGCUCUUUCUGCAACAGCCCAAUACGAGUGGAAGAAUUGGAGCUGUGUUUGCAGUGUCUCUGGCCAUGAAGCUUCUUCUUGUCUUGCUGGAAGAAAUACCAAAGUCAGGUUUGCCGGAGCCUUUAUCAAAGGAAGAGAUCAGCGGGCCGAUCAACAGAUCUGUAUUCGGCUGGUUGAACCCUUUAUUCCUCCGAGGUUCCAGGGGCACGUUACAUGUCGGGGAUCUCGGAAACAUCGAUCGCAAGUUUGAAUCCGCUCGGCUGCUGUCUAAGCUGAGCUCCUCGUGGGAUAGCAGCGACAGAUCUUUCAACCAUGCCUUGCUCAAAUCCACGCUCUCCGCUUUCAGAACGGGUUACCUGGCCCCAAUUCUUCCGCGAUUGUGCCUGGCAGCUUUCAACUUUUCCCAACCUUUUCUGAUUAAGAGGAUCAUUGAGUUCGUGGGGGGGUCUAGAGACAUGCAGUCUGGCGAAGUUGCAGCAGGACUUAUUGGAGCUGCUUUGCUGGUUUAUUUGGGGCUAGCAAUCUCCAAAGGCGUUUACAACCAUGCCGUGUACCAACUCACGACCACGCUUCGAGGCGGACUGGUCUCUAUUAUCUUUAGAAAGUCUCUUGGACUGGACGCCGCAACAGCUAGCCAGGGAAAGGCUGUUACUCUCAUGAGCACCGACAUUGACGCAAUCGCUAGUGGAGUCAAAGAUCUACAUGAGAUUUGGGCUAGCGUGCUCGAGCUAGGCAUAGCUGUCUAUCUACUGAAUUUGCAAAUCGGCGCUGCGUGCUUUGUCGUUAUGAUUCCAGCCGUUGUGUGCAGCUUUAUCACAGAGAGGGCCACUGAUGGCAUUGGUCCUGCCCGGAUGAUGUGGAACGAGGGUGUCCAGGAACGCGUUUCCACAACUUCUUCAAUGCUUUCUCAGAUCAAGGGUAUCAAGAUGAUGGGUCUCACCGACUACUUCGCCACCAUGGUGCAGCAACUCAGGGUUGCAGAACUUGACAUGUCUAAGAAGUUCAGGAUGUUUAUCGUGCGGAUCAUUCUCAUCUCGAAUCUCUCGGAUCAGAUGACCCCAGCCGUGGUCGUGACGGCUGCAGUCUUCUGGACUCGGGCGGAUGGAUUCACCAUAUCCCAGGCCUUCACAUCUCUCGCCAUUGUGGCCUUGGUGUCUACACCCCUGGCUAACCUUAUUGGCUCUUACCCGACUUUUGUGUCCUCUGUCGCCUGUUUCGGUCGCAUCCAAGAAUUUCUCGUACAAGACGAGCGCAGACCCGAACAAGUGCAAGACACUGACGCCUCCGAGAGGAAAGCUUCCAUGAGCACCACUUCGAUCCCCGAUACCACGUCGCACACGACCUCAAAACACCGCGCCAUAGAAAUGAAGGAGAUGCAUGCGCCACAAUCUUCAGAGAAGUCCGGCGCUGCUAUCAGUCUCGAGAACGUGAAUGUCGGCGUCGAGGGAAAAGACGAGCCAAUCCUCCGAGACAUCACGCUGUCCGUUCCAAGAGCCAAAUACACAGAGGUCACUGGCGUCGUGGGAUGUGGAAAGUCCACGUUACUGAAGACCAUCCUUGGAGAACUUCCUUUGAUCAGUGGUAGCAUCCGGUUUGCACAGCUCAACAUGUCGGUUGCUUUCUGUGAACAGUCAGCUUGGCUACGGAAUAUUUCCAUCAAGAACAACAUCGUUGGCCAAGAGCAAUUUGAAGAUGAGUGGUACGGACGUGUUCUUUUCGCCUGCGACCUAAAGCAAGAUAUUUCUAGACUACCAAAGGGAGACGACACGCUUGUUGGUAGCGGAGGCAUUACACUCAGCGGUGGGCAGAAGCAAAGAGUUGCGCUUGCGAGAGCUGUCUUUGCGAGACGUGCUAUCGUCCUUCUAGAUGACCCUUUUAGUGCUCUCGACGCUGAGACCCGAACGAAAGUUUUCAGCCGUCUACUUGGUGAGGAGGGUCUUCUGCGGAAAGGCGAUACCACUGUCAUCCACGCCACCCCCGCCGGCCCACGAAAGACAACUGCCGACAACGUUAUACUUCUCAGUAAGACGGGUUCUGUUGAACAAACAGGACCCUCGAUCAAUCUUGCCACGGCAUUCAAGGACGUCGAUGUUGAGCCUCAGCCUGAAGAUAGCAUUCAACAGGAUGAAGAUGUAAGAGCGGCGGCCGAGACAUCAGAAACCAAGGAAGAAGACGCUACUCAGCGGCAAUCGGGCGACUUCUCGCUCUACAAAUUCUACCUUCGAUCCAUAGGCCCAGCCCUAACCAUCACAUUCAUUCUUGCUGCGGCCACGUACAUCUUUCUGGGCUUCAUGCCAAAUAUCUGGCUCAGAAUUUGGACCGAGCGCGGAACCAACGAUGGAAGCCGCGGCGCUUACUUCGGCGCCUAUCUGGCAUUUUGUAUCGGAACCGUCUUGUUCUCGGGACUGGCCAUUGGGCUGUUUUUCGUCGUCGUCAUCCCCCACUCAGCUACAAGGCUUCACUGGCAACUUCUCGACUCUGUUCUCAAGGCUCCUUUGUGGUUCUUCACAACAGUGGACAGCGGAGUCACUCUGAACCGCUUCAGUCAGGACAUGACGCUUGUCGACCAGACUCUACCUACGGCCUUUUUCGAGGUUGUGCUCGACACUCUGGUCGCUAUCGCUUCUGCAGCACUUAUCGCCUCAGGUGCCCAGUACUUCGCAGCUAUCAUUCCGUUUUGUGUCUUGCCCUUAUACUUCCUGCAAAAGUUCUAUCUCAAGACAUCGCGGCAGAUGCGUCAUCUUGAUCUCGAGUCAAAGUCCCCUCUUUACACUCACUUUACGGAGACUCUCAAUGGUGUCGUGACCAUCCGCGCCUUUGGGUGGCAGCAGGAAUUCGUCAAAGAGCAACUCCGUCUACUUGACAUUUCUCAGAGACCUUACUAUCUCCUAUUUUGUAUCCAAAGAUGGCUAGCGAUUAUAUUGGACCUGUUUGUGGCGGUGAUUGCCACCGUUCUGGUUGCCUUCGCUGUCAAACUCACCAACACGACAAGCGGUGGUGCGAUUGGUCUGUCCAUGGUCAGUCUUAUGGGCCUAAACUCCAGCUUGUCGAGGUUGAUUAGCUCUUGGACGAACUUGGAGACUUCCCUCGGUGCAAUCGCCCGGUUGCGUGAUUUUGCCCGCGAUACUCCUCAAGAAGACGGCGUUGAUACCCAGAGUCUGCCUCCAGUCCCUCAAGGGUGGCCGUCUCCUGGUGCAAUCGACUUCAAGAGUAUAGAGUCUAGAUACAAGACCGAUGAUGAGAGUAUUAUCCGCGAACUUUCCCUGAGCAUCAAGCCUGGCCAGAAGGUCGGCAUAUGUGGACGCACAGGAAGCGGCAAAACCUCUCUGCUUCUCACUCUCCUUCGCCUUCUCGAAACGCCGUCGGGAUCCAUCCAGGUUGACGAUGUCGACCUCUGUUCUCUCUCGCGCAAGGCAAUCCGACCACACUUCAUCACUCUGCCUCAAGAUCCAGUGACCCUUCCUGGGAGCGUUCGAAUCAACCUUGACCAGAAGGCAUCCUUCGGUGGAGAAUCAGGAGACGAAGCACUUGUGGAGGCACUGGAGAAGACGUUUCUUUGGGACGAUGUUAUCAAGUCUCGCGGCGGAUUGGACGCUGACUUCGCUGAGUUGGGUCUGUCCCACGGCCAACAGCAGUUGUUCGCUCUGGCUCGCGCCAUCUUGCACAAAGACCAGAGUAAGGUCGUGCUGCUGGAUGAAGCAACCAGCAGUGUCGAUCACGGAACCGAUAAAAUGCUUCAAAAGGUACUCAGGGAGGAGCUCGCUAGCCACACCAUUCUAGCCGUGGCGCACAGGCUCGACACCAUUGAGGACUAUGAUGUUGUAGUGGUGAUGGACAACGGUAGGAUCGUAGAGGUAGGCAAUCCGAGACAGCUUCGAGAGCAAACCGGAUCAGCCUUCCAACGUCUCUAUGCAGCCAAGAAGCUUGAUGAGUUUGGAGUGGAUUACAUUGAGCUUACAACUCCGGUCGCAUCUCCACAGUCACGCAAGGACUGCGAGCUUAUAUGCGGACUUGGCCUCAAGGCCAAGAUUCUAGCACACGUGCGAUGCCAUAUGGAUGAUGUACGAGCGGCCGUAGAGUGCGGUGUUGACGGAGUCAACAUCAUGAUGGGAACGUCGGCUCUCCUUCGCGAACAUUCUCACGGCAAGGAUGUUGCCCAAAUCAUCAAGGCAGCAAUCGAAGUCAUCGAAUACGUCAAGUCCCAGGGCCUCGAGGUCAGAUUUUCCACUGAAGACUCUUUCCGAUCCAAUCUCGUCGACAUUCUUUCCGUCUACAAGACCGUGGAUAAGAUUGGGGUCAAUCGCGUAGGAGUUGCGGACACCAUUGGUUGCGCCAACCCGCGUCAGGUCUACGAUCUGACACAAACCCUUCGAGGGGUUGUCUCAUGCGACAUCGAUACCCAUUUCCACGAUGACACCGGCUGCGCUACCGCGAACGCGUACACUGCCCUCGAGGCAGGCGCCACCCACAUCGACGUCACAGUGCUCGGCAUCGGCGAGCGCAACGGCAUCACACCCCUCGGUGGCUUCAUGGCGCGCAUGAUUGUCCAGAACCGUGAAUACGUCACUAGCAAGUACAAGUUGUACAUGAUCAAGGAGCUGGAAGACAUGGUCGCAGAAGCUGUGCAGAUCAACACGCCCUUCAACAACCCCAUCACUGGGUUCUGUGCAUUUACGCACAAGUCUGGCUACCACGCCAAGGGGGUCUUGAGCCAUCCGAGCAACUACGAGAUCAUCAAUCCCGCAGACUUUGGGAUGACGCGAUACGUCCACUUCAAGUCAAGACUGACGGGCUGGCACGCAGUCAAGACCCGCGUAAGCCAGCUUAGCCUGGACAUGCCGGACGAUCAAGUCAGAAUUGUAACCGAGAAGAUCAAGACGCUGGCUGACAUUCGCCCAUUGGCUAUCGAGGAUGUGGACUCUAUCAUUCGAAGUCUCCAUGCAGGUGAAUCGCAUGACCAAUAG
Colletotrichum siamense is the source of this 6270-nucleotide messenger RNA. RefSeq names its product ABC transporter atnG (gene atnG-4). Gene Ontology annotation, cellular component: membrane. Gene Ontology annotation, biological process: transmembrane transport; mycotoxin biosynthetic process. Gene Ontology annotation, molecular function: ATP binding; ATP hydrolysis activity; homocitrate synthase activity. Bases 1 to 6270 code for a protein of 2089 amino acids. The record is from RefSeq and is a predicted model, not a curated record. Lineage: Eukaryota; Fungi; Ascomycota; Sordariomycetes; Glomerellales; Glomerellaceae. The transcript is spliced from 19 exons.